AUGAAUGGCCACGAGACAAGAAAGGAAACCCUACCCCGUCGCCGCUGCCGGGCGGCCGCCACCCACGCCGUGCCCCGUCCGGCCGUCGCGUUCGGCCGUUCGGCCUUCGCUCUACCCAGCAGGCCGGCAAUCUUCCCCUUCCGUCCCCUUCUUCGUUGCUUCCCCAGGCAAUUGCCCCGGCGAGGCGUCGACCCCGUUCGAUCUCGAGGAGGAGCAACCCCGGCGGCCUGCGCCCUUCGGCAUUCCGCCUCAGAAGCAGCAGCAACAAAGUUUCUCGCCCGGGGCGUCAGCCAGUCCGGGCUCUACGGAUGGGCGCCGCCGCGGGAGUUCUGCGGACGACGGUGGCGGACAGCUCCAGGAACGAGGAGGAAGAGGAGCAGCAGUGUCACAUCUGCCGCCACCCCGCCGAGCCGGAGCGCCCCCUGCGCCUGCCGCGGCAGCAUCCGCUUCGUCCAUGAUGACUGCCAGCUCCAGUGGCUCUCCACCACCCGCCAGCGCCGCUGCGAGGUGUGCGGACAGGAGAUCUCUAUCCGCCCCAUCCACGGCGUGGAUGCCUCGGCCCUGGCAACGCUUGCGAGUCUCAUUGUAUCACUGUUGUGCCUCAUCCUGACAGUCAAGGUUGCCUGGGAGCUCACCAGCCUGUACCUAUGGCGCCUCGCGCUCGCCAGGAGCCGCGCCGAGGCCUUCCGUCUGCUCUCCGUCCGCCCCUUUGAACCUCCUGUCCUUGCUCAACUGGCGCUCCGAGCUGAACGCGUGUUUCACGCAAAGUACGGGGGACGUCGGAGCCGCUGCCAGGUCGCCGUGCUGCGCCUCCUUCAGUUUUCCGUGGCGGUGACAAUGGUUGACAUGGUUCUGGCCUGUACAUCUGCAUUUACCCCUUUCACACUUGGAAGGAUAAUCCUAUUGUGCACAGGUGAAUUCGACUCCUUUGCUGCAACACCCUCUGUCCUCCUAGUCGGAUAUUGGUUUAUCUUCUCGCUGGCGCUGGGUGCCACUUUCGCUUGGGUUCUUCAUACUACUGGGGGCGUCUUCCCGAGACUCGCCAGGGGCUUCCGCGCGCUCUGCCGUCUACCUGAGCUGGCCUGGGACUUCUGCGUCUAUGACCUUGAUAAGUAUGUCGUGGAUGAGCCUAUUGUCAUUGGGCAGAGGUUGGAAGAUGUCGCCGACGGUAGGUGAAAGCGGGGAACUCUGUUUCCAGUAGUUGGUAGGAACAGGGAUCUGGUGAUAUAUACAGUAUAUAUAUGUAUACCAUGCAUACUUAGGAAUAUAUAUAUAGGCCACGUUAUUGAGAUGAUGCUAGGCAUAUAAAUUUCUGGUGAAACUUGUAGAUGUGGAUGCAGUUUCCCAUGUGGAAGUUACCGAGGGUUG
This is a messenger RNA of Triticum urartu, 1368 nucleotides long. NCBI's taxonomy places the organism in Eukaryota, Viridiplantae, Streptophyta, Magnoliopsida, Poales, Poaceae. The record is from RefSeq and is a predicted model, not a curated record.